CCUUGUGACUCAAAGAUACUGUCAAAAAAGUGGUACCAACCAGUUUGUUUUUUUUUUUACUGUGACUCGUGGCUCAUAAUGGCACUCUCAGUUAUGUCAUGGUUAUACCCAGGUAUAUUCAUAAUGAUAAAUGAUUGUCAGUGUGUUGAUAAUGGUAAAACAAAGUGUAGUUAUCUUUCAUCAUAUUUUCUCAGAACCUAUGAUAAGUGUCAAUAAUUACUAGAGUAGAUUAUACAUCUCUUUAUAAAGUGAUUUUUAUUUUUUUUAAUAGCUUUCAUAGUGACGGUGGUAGCAGGUGUAUUCAUAAAUGAUUAUCAAUGUGUUAAUAAUGGCAGUAAGAAGUGUCAGUACAUAAUAAUAAUAGGUCGAUUAAUAUACAGUUAUUGUAUUUUCUCUAAACCUACAGUAGUGUCAAUUAGAUUUAGGUUAAAUAUUCCUUUAGAAAGUGAUUUUAUGUCUAUUUUUAUAAUGGCUUUCACAGUGGGGAAAACAUCAUUGGUGUUGAUACUGAUAAUUAUUAUAUACAGUAUUAAUAAAAUUUACCGGUAUACAGAAAUUAUAAUUUUAGUUUUGAUAUGAGUAUUGCUAUAGUUCUGUUUGGAACUUCAAUUACAAAAAAAAAAGAUCUAUUUUCCAUUUAAAAUGUCGAUUAGCGCAUUCUGCAGAACAUUAUCUAGUUUUCCUUUUCUAAAAAGGUCAGAGGUUCAACAUUCUCCAAGCUUUUACAAGUCUUUUAACCCAAUUAGAUUCUUACAAUCCAUCAGUUAAUGGUAGCUGCACAGUCAUCACUUGUCUGAGCCACAUUUCAGAGAGCUCUAUUCUGAUUGGUCAAAUCUAUGAGGAUUUCUUGGAAGAUACCACCCACUGAUUAGUCUGCUGCAGUCUUGAUCAGUUCAGUGUGUGAAGUUGAGAAAGCAUUUUAUUCUGGUAGGAAAUUGUAUGAUAGUUAACACAUGGUUAACAUGUAUAGGAGAAUAUUCAAAAAGGACAGCUCAUGAGGACCAACAGCGACUGUAGGACAUCAUCUUUUUUUUUGUGCAAACUGUCAGUUUCACCAAGCUGUGUGACUUUAAUUUAACUACAGGAAGUGAUCAUGGAAAGCCUAAAAAAUGUUGUCUCCUGUGUGUUAUUGAUUGCUACUUUUUCUGUCCGAAGUGUGAAUGGCGACAUAAAAGAAACUAACAUUUACAAUUUAACUAUUGCACCUAAAGAUCCUUAUGUUGAAAACGGCACAAGUCUUAAAAUGUAUUGUCAUGUUGACUCGCAACACACAAGAACUGCAAAUGAUCUGAUAUGGUAUGUUGUAAACGGGGCCACUGAGGAUUUUCUACCAAACACUUCGUUCAGAGCAAACAACAGUGUCUCUGAACUUCACUUGAUACCGCCGCUUGGUGAUACAACCUACCGUUGUGCAUUUUCAGAUGAUCAUUCAAACUACGAGGCAUCUGUUGUUCAUACAGGAUAUAGAACACAGAAAGCGAAGAAUUUUGCAUGCCACAGUAGAAAUAUAUUAUCAUUCUGGUGCGAUUGGGAACUAGUCACAGAUCUCCAUAUGUCAAUCGCUCACUCAUCUUUCCGUUAUAGAGGAAAUAUACCAAGGGGUUGGCAAGAAUGUAAAGAGCUGAGAAGCAAUGCUGAUGGGACUAAAAACACCUGUACUGUAUCCCCAGCCACUGAUCCUCUAUACAACAAAUUUCUUAAUACUGUAGAAGUUACAACAUCCAAUGUGUUUGGAAAUACAACUACAACGCUGGAUUUCUAUCCAUACUUUGAAGUAAUACCUUACGCACCUCAUAAUUUAAAUGGAGAAGCAUUAGAUGGAUUUCGAUUGAACAUUACAUGGGAACUGCCUCUAACAUGGCCUCCUCCAUACAUUCUGAAUUGUCAAGUUGGCUAUAGAAAGAAAAAGGAAGGAGAACGAAACAGAGCUAAAUUAAAUAAAACUAUGAUUGAUGACUGUGCAUUAGAUAUGCAAGUAGUGGUUGGGAACCUAGAUCCAUCCACAACAUAUGAAGUCCGCAUUCGAGCAAGAUCUGAAUUUUCAGUAGAGUCGGAAUGGAGUGAGUGGUCAGAUGACAUUGAGUUGUUUACUCCUGAAGAAGUUCCAAGCGGUUCGGUAUCUAACCUUCGGAAGUUGACACAGAAAAAUAUUGAUACAGAGAAUCCAUCUCUUAGGAAGGUCUACCUGGUUUGGGAUGAAGUGCCAAAGGAUCAGUGCAAUGGCGUCAUUCUUGGGUAUAAUAUAUAUGUUUCAAAAGAUGAUAGGUUACCAGAUAGUCCAACGUAUAGUGUGCCGGCCAGUAAACAGAUCGUAGAAAUCACAGUUGAUCUAUUUGAUACGUUCAGGGUUUACGUAGUGGCUUUUAAUAGUGCUGGAGAAGGAAAGCCAUCGCUGCCUGUAGACAUCUACGACAUGACUCGCAUUCCUGGAAAACCAGUUAAUGUUAUAACUACCGCAUUAUCUGCAAGCUCAGUUAUUGUGGAAUGGUCUAAACCAGUUGAGAUCCAUGGCAGGAUUCUUUUUUACAUGAUAGACUGGAAGAAAACAAGUCAAGAUCAAGAAUGGAGUACAGAGGAGGUAGAAGGCAGUAAGCAUAGCUUUGUUAUUAGUGGUUUGGAUCCUUAUACCCAUUAUGAGUUCAGAGUUCAAGCCAACAACUCUGCUGGUCUAGGAGCAUGGUCUGAUAGUUCACAGGUCCUGACACACGAAUCAGCUCCAACUUCAUUUCCCCGAGAUAUAACACUGACGACUGUACCUAAGAGAUCAACAGAGCUACUGCUAACAUGGAUACCGCUGGCCAGAAGUGAUAGUCGAGGGAAAAUAUUAGUUUAUAAUAUAUACUAUUGUGAGAAAUAUUUAUCUACAAGCAAUGAAUUUAAUGCAUCAGCUGAACUUCAGUGUGAUGAUCCCGAUACCGUAAACUUUACGGAUGUAGAUGAAAAAGAAACUGGUGAAUCAUUCUACCGAUAUAUGCUAACAGAUUUAAACAUAUUCUCUGAGUACCUACUUUGGAUGUCAGCUAGCAACAGUGCUGGUGAAGGGAUUAUAAGCCACAGAGUGUCAGCCAGGACUGAUGAAGGGGCUCCAGAUAAACCAGAUCCCCCAGUGAAAGAUAAAGUUGAAGCGUUUUCAGUCAGCAUACACUGGAAAGACCCUCAGAAGCCAAAUGGCAUCAUCACCAAAUAUGUUGUCUGUUACAGUACAUUGUCAGGAAUUGAAUAUUGUAUAGAUGUGUAUGAAAGAAGUACAGUGGUGACAAAAAGAAUCUAUGGCAAUGAGAGAUAUGCCUUUACAGUGUCUGCUUGUAAUGAUAAUGAAGACCCCGAUCUUUGCAGUCCUUUUUCCGACCCUCUACUGGUCACAACAUUGGUUGGAAUUCCAGAACCAGUGGUUGCUUUUGAAGUUGAUCUCAUCGCCACCGAUAAAGUGGAACUGUCCUGGAAGGAACCAGCUCAUCCAAACGGUGUCAUUACACACUACAUCGUGAGUUAUAGACCAGAGAAUGUAACAGGUUCAAAGUGGACGAAGAGGACUGUGAAAGAUUUGAGUACGACGAUUCAGGUUGAUUGUAAGACAGGUGUAACAUUCUUUACGUACAUUGUUGCCGCUGUUACAAAAAACGGAUCAAAAGAAUUAAUUGGGGCAACCACUCAAAAGCGAUAUGAAAUGUGCAGGAAAUUUCCUGUUCCCGUGGUCAUCAUGGCUGUGUUGAUCCCAGGUCUUGUUAUGAUGAUGGCUGUUGCAUGUUUCUACGUCAUUAAGGUGAAGAAAUUUGAAAUAUUCAAACCAUUCCCAGAGCCACGGUUUAUUGAGGACUUCAUUGUUAAGCCAUGGGGUCCUCCAUUAAAACCAGAAAAAGAACAUUUUGAUAAGUUGAAGACAUUCAAUAACCAGUACACUGCACCACUAAAUAGAAUGCAGGAAAACAGUGUACCAAAAACUAGCAUCAGAAUGGACUCUGAUCAGGGCUUUGAUGAGACCGAAGUGAUGGAGAUGACUGGAAUUCACGACAAAAUUGCAAAAGCCAUUGUGCUUUCUCCCUCCUCAAGUCUUGGCAUUGGACGAUCGAUUCUAAGCCAUGACAAUCACCCAGACAGUGUAAUAGAAGACUUUGAAGGAGAUUAUGCUGUUUUUGAUCUACCUGUUCAGACUUGUUUUGACAAUGAAUAUUACCCUGUUGUAAAUAAUCAGCAUGUUCACAGAAAUUCUGAUGUUAAAACAGAUUCUGCUCUUGCAUUGAUUCAAUAUGGCAACAGUUAUGCCAUUGAAGAAACAAGUGGACCAGAAAGAGAUAAUAUUUUGCUUAAAAGACAAGACUCAGUGGAAAGUCAGUAUAUUGUGGAAUAUCAUACAAUGAGUAAUGAUGGCUUAAUUCCAAUUGACUCAAGCAAGGAUGACAUUAAUAAUUCAUCUCAAAAACCUGAUGAACUAAGCCAAACAAAUGACUACCACUCUAUUGGUACAAAAGACUUUUUAUUACCUACUUUAAAUACGCCAUUGGUUGAUAGUUGUAGCACGACUCAAGAUUGUCCAGCUUCACCAGACAGCUUUGAAUAUGGUCUUUUAGGCAACAACCCAACCUCGCCACUCAGCUCUGUAUCAAGGGACAUACCAUGUGAUACAUCGGGCUGUGCAGACCAUAGCUACAAUGUUCAACAAGCCUUGGUACUUGUUAAUCCCUCAAAGCAACAACACAAUAUUAACAAAGAAAAUGUUCAAUCUUCAAAGGCGAACAACCUCAGAAAUGAACCAAAUGUUUCAGGUGAUUAUGUUUGUAGUCCCACAUCAUGGAUAGACCAUGACAAUGUUGACCUAUACACAGUUGGCUCAUCUCCACCACAAUCAUGUAACAGCAUGCCAUAUUCACAACUGUCAGUAAGGCCAAAUGAGCUUAAAGAAGGCAACCUGAGUGAUGGUGUGAGAAAAUGUAAUUCCUCAAAGAUACCAGAGUGUUUUGGCUCAUUAAAACCAUCUGUCAAAACUCCAAAUGAUGAAGAUGAACCAGUAAUUAAUGUGUCAGAUUCUGGCAACAACAGCCUUGGUCUUGGAGUCAUUCCAGUUAAGACUCCAGAUUUUAAAACAGAGAAUGGCAAAAUUGUGAGUCUACCAACAAGCUUAGCUGGCAACACUGUGAUGCAGAGACCUCAGACCCAACUGGAUAUUGAACCACUUAUAAUAGAUGAUAUGUUUGCCCCAACUUGUAAACUUUAAAACAACCAAUGGUGUCUGAUAUGUAUAUUAGCUUUGUUCCUGUAGCAAAUCAGAAAUGACCUCCACUUACUUCUUGGUAACAUGAGAUCGGAUAGUUUGUAAAAUUUUGAAGAAAACAAUUUUGACAGUCAUUUUGAAGAAUUUCUUCAAAUACUGUAUAUAGAUCUACUUAUUUUCUUGGAUUUCAUAAGAUAUAUUUAUUUAAACCAAUUUCUGAUAGAUUCCAUUCCUAGUGAAUUGUCAAGUAUGGUAUUGAAACUAUUACAAAUGUUAGUAAGAUGUAUGCACAGGUAAAUUUAAACCAAUAAUACCAGCACUUCAACAGAAUCUUGUAGGAGGAAAGCCAAGAAUGUCACUAUGUGGUACCACUUUAUAAGACCAUCACACCAACCUAUGUAAAAAUCUACAUACUUUAGAUGUAUCUUUAAUUUGAAUACCACAGUAUAGUAUGUAUAAGCAUAGAGCUAUAAAUAUGAAGCUCUCCUUUGGUUUUUUUUUGUAAUUGAGUUUAAGUCAACAAUACCUUUACAUUACAGUAUGUACAUUGCUAAUUUUGUGUCAGAAUAUUUGUAGAUACAGUAAUAUUUUAACAAUGCCGUAAAAUGUAAGUACCACUAGGCUGGUCAUACUAAAUAUAUUAAAUUUAAAUCUUAAUUUUUUA
This is a messenger RNA of Anneissia japonica, 5873 nucleotides long. RefSeq lists its product as uncharacterized. Gene Ontology annotation, cellular component: neuron projection. The transcript is spliced from 18 exons. The record is from RefSeq and is a predicted model, not a curated record. Gene Ontology annotation, biological process: axon guidance. Gene Ontology annotation, molecular function: transmembrane-ephrin receptor activity; protein binding. NCBI's taxonomy places the organism in Eukaryota, Metazoa, Echinodermata, Crinoidea, Comatulida, Comatulidae. The coding region runs from base 1094 to 5212 and encodes 1372 amino acids.